Messenger RNA from Cladocopium goreaui, 3809 nucleotides. The record is from the annotation of a GenBank genome assembly. NCBI's taxonomy places the organism in Eukaryota, Dinophyceae, Suessiales, Symbiodiniaceae.
AUGCCGGCGCAGCUGCGGAGUGCAAGCGCAGUGCUGGAAUGUUGGCUGGCCGGCAAUCGUGUCAACACGUCCGUGUGCAAUGUGCUGCAGGUGGUGUGGGGCAAAGAGAUGGGGAAGGUGGUGAAAGCAGCGGCGCGGAGGAAUGAUGCGGAGGCAGUGAAGAUGGUGAGCGGCUUUGUGUUCAGGGACUUCGGCUGUGAGCAGCGACGGUUGGCAGCUGUGUCUAGGUGGCAUAUUGUGGCGGUGGCUGAUCAGUUGUCAGAAGCGAUGGAUGUGACACCAGUUCCGCAGAACGAUGGUCCCAGCCCACUGGCCGUCAUCAGGUAUCCACCUGGUUUCGAGGAGGUGCAUGGCUACUUCCGCGCCAUCCAGCAGCGGAAUGAGACCAGCCAACGGGCUUUGCAGCUCACGGCGCAUGUCAUCGAACACAACUCCGCCAACUACACCGCAUGGUACUACCGUAGGAGAUGCCUGAAGGAGCUAGCCAUCGAGUUGGAUGAUGAGCGGGAAUUCACAGACAAGUGGGCCAGAGACUGUCCAAAAAAUUACCAGGUUUGGUAUCACCGGCGCUGGUUGAUUUCAGAGAUCGCAGCCCGAAAGCGCGGCGAACGCGGACCGGAAGCAGAAGAGGAGAUCCUGGCGAUGGCGCGAGAGGAGUUAGGAUAUCACUUGGAGUGCAUGCAGGUCAACAACGACUACAAGAAUUACAAUGGCUGGUCUCACCGCCAAUUCAUCUUGCAGCAGUUCGACUUGUGGCAGGAAGAACUCCCUUUUGUGGAGAAACUUCUGCAGGAAGACAUCCGCAACAACUCCGCAUGGAAUCACAGGUACACGGUGGUCCGCAAUCAAUGUUCACCUUUGACAGAUGCAGUGCGGACCCGUGAGAUCCAGUUUGCUAUGGACUCCAUCCGCAAGUGCGCCAACAAUGAGUGCGCUUGGAACUACUUAGCUGCCUACCUCGGUAAGGGAAGCGACAAGGUUCCUUGGACCUCGAUGCCCGAAGUCGAGGCGCUGUGUGGCGAGGUCUUGGAAGUGGCCAAAGCACAGGGCGAGUUCUGCCGCUUCGCUGCGCAAACCAUGGCGGAGAUUUACGAGGCCAAAGGCGAUGUUCCGAGCGCGCUGGCCCAGUACGAGCACCUGCAGGGCGAGGACCGCAUCCGCGAGAAGUACUGGUGCUGGCAGGCUGCACUGGGCUUAAGGGGCUCAGUUGUGGGGUUGGCCGCUGGGCGCGCUUUUGCCACCAUGCCCAGCCGGGGCAUGGCCUCCUCCCAAGCCAUUUCAGUUGGAGGUUCAGCCCUGGGCGCCUCACGCGGUGCUCAUCCCACAGUGCGCUUGGAUUCUUUCCUGAAGUCCACGGAUCCCUGCUAUCAACAUGCUGAGGCACCGACGCAGGGCGACCGGUUCAUUCGCAAGAUGGCCACUUACGGUCAGAUCCGACCCUCGGUGAGCUUUGUCAGCGAAGCCCGCGCAGUGCGCCCCAUGAAGGAGCAUGCGGCUCUGGACAUGUCCACCCUACCGAAUCCGUUGAUGGACCCCAGAGGCGACCCGCGGGAAGGGACCUUCGAGAUCCCUGCGCCGCCGCCGGAAGUGGAUGACUCCUUCAUCAAGAUGUAUCAAAACCAUAGCUUGAUGCUCCCCUCGGAGCGUUACAAAGAGCAUCUGAAGAUGAAAGCUGGUGAGCAGAAGUGGCGUGAGGAGCGGGACGCAGUCUUCCGCUACCGCAAGCGCAUGCAGGUGCUCGAACGGAAGCAUGCUGAGGGCAUUCUGGGCAUUGAUGGUCCGACACAUCCAGACUCCAUCCUCUACAAAGAACGCUAUGAGCACUUUGCCACUGAGGCCCAACGGAAAGCGGUGAACGCGGAAAACCGCUUCACUCUUCUGCAAGACAAGACCUAUUCAGAUGAUGCCGUGGCCAUGCGUGAUUUCGGCUCUGACCCUGGGCUGGGACGUUCCAAGGACAUUUGCAUCCAGCGCAAAUGCAUCGAUCCGGAACAGCAUCCCUUUCGUUUCCUGGACACUCACUCGCGCUUGUUUCCCAAGUACUCUCCAACCUGGGAUCCCGAACGCGCUGCAGCACUUCGGAGCCAUGAAGUCAGAGACCGUUGUCACAACAUCAUCAAUGGCGCUGACAACACCUUGCAAUACGAGGUGGCCAAACCUUGGGAAGAGGUGCAGCAACAAGCUGUUGCCCGCAGGAUUGCUGAAGCAGCAAAGACGGCCACACGGUUGCUUCAAGAUAUUCAAUUUUGUUUGCAAAAGAAAAUCUUCACAACUUCAGCCUCGCUGCAGUUCGCUCAAGCCAUGAAGGGCUGGGGGAGCCGCAACCGCGGCGUGCCGCCCGCCAAGGGCUCUGUUGGAAAAUUCGCUGGGGGCAAAGCUGCCAGCAAGGUGCCUGCCGCGGGCAAAGCAGCCGCAAAAGUGCCCGCGGGCAAGGGGGCUGCGGGCAAAGCGGCAUCAGCGGGUGCAGCUCAUGAGCGCUUGCGGGUGAAGUGUGGCCGGGUAAUCGGGAAGGUGGUGCGAUGGAGAGGCCAGGAAGGAUGGAUCAGACCGGAGAGUGCCAUCGAUCAUCCCUUCAAGCUGAAGAACAACGGAGAGGUCUUCAUUGCAAAAGCGGAUGUGGGUGCCGGCCAGCAACUUCAACCAGGUGCUCGGGUGGAUUUCUUGGUCUAUUCCAUCAAGGAAGGCGGUGGACGUUUGGGUGCCGACUUUUGCCGCCUCCUUCCCAAGGAGGGCGCCACUGCUGGCGCGGCUAGCAGGGCCAGCUCCGCUGGCGCCAUCCCAGGUGUGGGGAAGUUGUCGCCCUUGGCAAAGGUGCGGGGCAGUGUGGGCACCACCAGUUCCAAGCUGAUGGCAGCCGCUGCGGCCAAGCUGAAGUCAGUGGCCAAGGAGGGAUCGAAGGAUUCCGAUCAAGCCAAGGGAGCCAAGGGUGCCAAGGGCAGCUCGAAGGGAAGCGAGGCUCCAAGGCAGGUGAUCAUGAAGGCCGCACCAAAGUCCAAAGGAUCCAAAACAUCCCAGGUAGGGCCCCAAGGGGUGCAGAAAACUCACCUGAAAUUUGUGAAAUCCACGAAGAAAGCGCAUGAGGAUGGCAAGGGCCAUGGCAAGGGUGGGCAUGGCAGCUUCGGUGACAAGGAGCGUACCGUGGUGGCUCACAUCCCGCGCCUGGGAACCAUCACCAAGUGGCGGGGAAACUACGGCUGGAUCGAGGCGGAUAAGGCCGUGGACCAUCCACAAGCAGCUCGGAAUCAUGGCCGGAUCUUCCUACACAUCAAGGAUUUUGAGGGAGAAGCAGUGAAGGAGGGAAUCAGAGUCACUUUUUCAGUGUAUGCGGAUGGAAGUGGCUUGGGUGCCAUGAAUUGCAAGCCCACCCAACGAUCUGGUGAGUCAGGCACUGGCAAGGUCAUUGCUCCCAAAGCGCGGCCAAUGACCAAGGCGUUGAGGUCGGAGGGCCCAAAGGAACCCAGUUUGCCGCCCUUCUGGGAGAAGCACUUCUCGGAGCAGCACAAAAUGCCCUACUUCUGGAACUCCAAGACCAAGGAAUCGAAAUGGACGAAGCCAUCCAAAUGAAUGAAGAGGGCGCUAAGUCCCUGCUGGUGCUUGGUUGACUUGGGCCUGCCCACUGUUUGUCAUUGAUUUUCGGUAUGUUAUGUUGACAUGUUGUGGUAAAUACCAUUUUUUGGCUUGCAACGGAGCAAUUUGCUGAUGACAAAGGUUCUUGACAUUUGACAGGCUCCAGAUGAUGUGGAAAAGACAUGGGCAAGGAGAUGCCCAGACUAUACAAGACUAUCAUCCUUUAACGGAGGAAAAAAAAU